Labrus bergylta (ballan wrasse) is the source of this 689-nucleotide messenger RNA. Lineage: Eukaryota; Metazoa; Chordata; Actinopteri; Labriformes; Labridae. The record is from RefSeq and is a predicted model, not a curated record.
AGAGACGGAGAAUCACCAUGAACGAGCUCAAAUGGAUUCAAACUUCUUUACUUCUCACAGCGCUGCUUCAGUUUGCUGCAGCAGCUGGAGAUAAAGAAGUCACAUUUAAAGCUUCACUUGGAGAGAACGCCACGUUGUCUUGUGAAACUGUGAUACAAGGUCAACAGAAGUGUGAAUAUACGGCAUGGGCCUUUGCUGAUGAUGAUUCAGGAAACACACCAGCAGUAGACCUGGUUGUAGAAGGUCAGGUUAAAAACUCUGGAGUUAAAUCAGACAGACUGAAUGUUACAGAGGACUGUUCUCUGGUUAUAAAGAAGAUCACAGAGGAGGAUGCUGGACGUUACCUCUGUCUACAGAUCAAAUCAGGAAGAAGAACAGGCGAUGUGACUCGAGUUCAUCUCUCUGUUACCAAGAGUGAGGACACCAAACCAGAACUACCAGCAACAACAACGCCUGCAGGAGACUGGCUUUGGUGGUUGAUCCUCGUGGCUGUGGUGGUUUUUAUAGUUCUGUUAGUGGUCGUUGUGAAAGUCAUCAGACAGAAAGGAAACAGAACGCAGAUGAGUGACGAUGUUGUAAGUCCCAAAACGUUUGAUUACGAUGUUUGUUCUGACCGGCUGCUGAAGAGACUUGAUCAAUUUAGACAUUAUGAGGGUCAUUCUUUGGAUACCAUCAUACGAACCUUAUAA